Molecule: messenger RNA, 1254 nt
Organism: Entamoeba invadens IP1
Lineage: Eukaryota; Evosea; Mastigamoebida; Endamoebidae
Exons: 1
Coding region: 1-1254 (417 amino acids)
Source: RefSeq, a predicted model, not a curated record
AUGCCAGACAAUGCAGAUGAUAUUUGGAUAUCACAGAGUUUGAGCCCUAUCUUUAGAAUUCAAUUUAUCGAUAGUGUUACUAUUGAGAAUUUAAUAUUUGAAUAUUCCAUAGAGGACUUUGUAGACUACUGGGCAGUUAAUUAUUGUUUAGUUAACAAUUGCACAUUUAGACAUGGUGGUAAGAAAUGGGUCUAUUUAGCUGGAAUUAAAGACAAUAAUAUUACUAAAAAUGUCAUUUACGACACGGGCGCUCAAUCAGCGACGCUUAUGUGUGGUAACAUCUCUCAGUUAGUAAGAGGAGAGUGUUAUAUGGAACAUAAUUAUGCCAACACUUCAUCACAAAUACAAUUUACAUUCAUCCCAGCAUUUUACAUUCAAGGUUGUGGAAAUUACAUGAAACACAAUUUAGUUGAAAAUGUUCCACAUUUAGGGUAUCUCUACCAUGGUCCUGAAAUUGAAAUUUCAUACAAUGAAGCAAUCAAUAUCUGUAACAGUGCAUCAGACUGUGGGGCCUUAUAUACUGGCGCGCAUUUAGAGUAUCGAGGAGGUUCUAUUAAAUAUAACUUCUUCCAUGAUUCUAAAGGCUUUGGGCAACCCGGUGGAGGGUCUUUUGUUCUUGGAAUAUACAUCGACGACAACAUGAGUGGUCAAGAGAUCUUUGGAAACAUCGUCGCCAAUUUUGUUGGGAAUGGCAUUCACCACGGUGGUGGACGUGAAAAUAAUAUAUAUAAUAACAUAUUCUAUAACUGCACUUUUGGGUAUUAUGGCGAUGCUCGUGGGCCUUAUCGAUACCACUAUGAAAAGGGUGCAACAUAUAAUUUACUUGAAAAUAUGGACAAUAAUGGAGUUGAUAGAUAUAACCCACCUUGGAGUACCAAAUACCCCUCAUUAAGCAGACUCCCUAGAACAAAUGAAGAAUUGAAGAAACCAGAAAAUCAACACUGGAUUUUGCCAGAAGAGUGUGAUAUUUGGUGUAAUGUAAUGUAUGCAUCAACUAAUAAAGAUGCUGGAUAUCAAGAUGGCGUUGAAAAAAUAAUAAGAAGAUGGGAAUGGAACACCAAUUCGAGUCAAGACCCAAUGUUCUAUGAUGCAUCUAACUUGGACUUCAGAAUGAGAGAAAAUGGGGAAAUUUAUAAGUAUAACUGUUGGAAGGAAAUACCUGUUGAGUACAUUGGAAUUGAUAAAAAAGAUGGGUGCAAAAAUGUGUUGAAGAAUUUACUAAUUAUUGCCGUGGUACUAUUUUCAAUUUUCUAA